This is a messenger RNA of Paramecium pentaurelia, 723 nucleotides long. NCBI's taxonomy places the organism in Eukaryota, Ciliophora, Oligohymenophorea, Peniculida, Parameciidae. The record is from the annotation of a GenBank genome assembly.
AUGUCAGAAUCUAAAGACUUUUAAAAAGAGAAUUAAUUGAUUAAACAAUAAUUGCUACAAUAUUGGCUUAAAAUUUCAAAAACUCUUGAUGAAGAAUAUGAAGAAAUUCUUUAAUUAGGAUCUGAUUCUGAUCCUAAUGAUAUUAUUAAUGCAUUAUUUAUAAUUGAAGAUGCUAGAUAAGAAUAAUAAAAGGUAUAAUUAUUAAUAUUGAUUUAGUCAGAUAAAUAAUAAUUAGAGUCAUUGAAAAAUCAAAUUGAAUCAUAAAAAUAACAAAUUAUUACUUUAUAAUAAUAAAAUGAGAAAUUACCAUAAUCUGAUACUAAACCAGAAUUCAAUUAAGAAAUAAGAUAAUUAGAAAUAAAAAUAAAUGAAUUAUUAUUAGCACUUGUAAAAAGUAAAGAAGAGAAAAUUAUAUACAUGGAAUAAGCUCAAAAAUAGAUAUAACUUCUAAAAGAAUAAGAAUUAGAAUUAAAAAGCAAAUUAUAAAUACUUUAAUUUGAAAAGUCAAAGAAAUCAUCAUUUGCUGAAACAGAAGAUAAUAUAAGAAAAAGUUCUAAAGAUUAUAUUGAAGAGGAUAUCUCACGAUAAUCUGUAUCUCCUUAGACAUAAAAAAUUAAAUUAGAUUAUUCUAAAUUAAGUAUAAGCUAAAGUUUGAAAAAACUAACAAAGAUAGAUUAAGUUUAAGGAGCAUCAUAAACAUCAUUCAGAUUUGGCAAUAAAUGA